AUGGCCUUUCUGCUUGCCCUGGCCUUGACUAUUGGGCUUUCUUUAUUCCAACAAGCAUUCGCUCAAAGCUACAAUGAGCUCUACCGCCCUCAGUAUCAUUUUACACCAGCUCAAAACUGGAUGAAUGAUCCAAAUGGUCUUUUGUAUUACAAUGGCGUCUACCAUCUAUACUACCAGUAUAAUCCCGGAGGAAGUACCUGGGGAGCUAUGUCCUGGGGACAUGCUACUAGUGAUGAUCUGACGCACUGGGAGCAUCAGCCUAUCGCUCUCCUAGCUCGUGGCUACCCUGGUGCCAUCUCUGAAAUGUUUUUCUCUGGCUCUGCAGUCGCCGAUACCCAGAACACGAGCGGCUUUGCUACUAAUGGAACUGUACCAUUCGUUGCAAUGUAUACUUCCUACUACCCUGGGUCCAUGAAUUUACCCAGCGGGAAGUCAGUCAACGGUGGACAGCAAGCGCAGUCGAUUGCCUAUAGUUUGGACGAAGGCUUGACAUGGACUACUUACGACACUGCCAAUCCUGUCCUUCUCAAUCCGCCUGCUCCAUACGCAGACCAAUGGCAAAAUUUUCGAGAUCCAUUCGUCUUCUGGCACGAAGACAGCCAGAAGUGGAUUUCAGUGAUUUCACUGGCCCAACUCCACAAGUUACUUAUUUACACCUCCCCAAACCUUAAGGACUGGACUUAUACCAGCGAAUUUGGCCCUAUGAAUGCAGUAGGAGGUGUUUGGGAGUGUCCUAGCAUUUUUCCACUUGCUCUUGACGGAAAUGAGGCCAAUCCCAAGUGGGUUGCGCAAAUCGGACUCAACCCUGGCGGACCUCCCGGAGUGACCGGGUCAGGUAUGCAAUACAUUGUGGGAAGCUUCAAUGGAACAGCAUUCGUUGCGGACUCCAACACUCCGUCUCCGACCUCCACAUCCACCAGUACCUCCGUAAGCACCGCCUCUGCCUCAUCAACUGCAAUUGCAAACAUAACCUUUCAAGAUUUCGAAGGUGCCGGUGACUAUGCUUCUCGAGGCUGGGUUGCCACUGGGGGUUUGGUUGGGGCGGCACCAGCUCGAGGGACCCUUGCGGGGCAACAAACUGUCACUGGAUAUUCCGGAUGUUGUCUUGUUAAUACAUUUAUAAACGGAGACUCUACGAUCGGCACACUCACGUCUCCUCCUUUCACAAUAUCGCAUCCGAAUAUAAACUUUCUUAUCGGUGGUGGAAACGCGCCGGGCACGGAAUGCAUCAACUUGAUAAUUCAAGGACAGAACCAGCCUGUACGAACCAGCACAGGUCUCAAUGCCGAAAAUCUCCUGCCCCAGACCUGGGAUGUAAGUGCUUUCAUGGGCCAAACUGCUGUACUUGAGAUCGUCGAUCAGGCAACAGGUGGUUGGGGACAUAUAUUAAUCGAUCAGAUUACCUUCACCGGUAAUACAGGCACCAACAACCCCCCAAGCAGCAGCGAUGUUUUCGAUUUCAAUAGUACUAGCAGCUUUGCGGACCUUGGCUGGAUUGCUACUGGAGAUUUGGUUGGCCAAGGGCCAGCUCAGGGCACACUUGCGGGACAACAGGUUGUGACUGGUUACAUGGGGAAUUUCGUCAACACAUUCUUGAACGGAGAUGCUACUACUGGAACACUCACCUCCCCAUCUUUUACCAUAACCGAGACAGUAAUAAACUUUCUCAUCGGCGGUGGUAACGCACCUGGCGUGGAAUGCAUCAACCUAAUGGUCCAAGGUCAGGUUGUACGCACUGCAACAGGCGCUGAUGCAGAAAUGCUUAUACCAAAAAGCUGGGAUGUUACGGACUUGAUUGGGCAAACUGCCUCCAUCGAGAUCAUUGAUCUUAGCACCGCUGGUUGGGGGCACAUUCUGAUUGAUGAAAUUUCCUUCUCAAACUCAUCAUCCGAGCCAUACGGGACCAGCUGGAUGGAUUGGGGGCCAGAUUUCUAUGCUGCAGCACCAUUCAAUGGAUUGCCAUCCACAAAUAGAAUCAGUAUUGCAUGGAUGAACAAUUGGCAAUAUGCGAGCUCGAUCCCUACUUCUCCAUGGCGGGGCAUGUUGUCAAUUCCUCGGCAGCUUUCGCUUAGGACAAUCAACGGCAGGCCAACAUUAAUCCAGCAACCUACGGCGAAUUGGACCAGCCUGCAGGCGACAACAUACUCCAACAGUAUCGGUACAGUAGCUGAAGGCAAUCAGCUCGUACAACUUUCUGGGGAAACACUCGAUAUUACAGUGAACUUUUCGGACAGAGCCUCGGUGGCAUCUUCGUCUCAGUUUGGUAUCAUCCUUGGGGCAACUUCUGACUUAACACAACAAACACGAAUUGGCUAUGACUUCAGCACGAGGGAGCUCUUUGUUGAUCGAACAAAAUCCGGAGAUGUUUCCUUUGACGGGACAUUUCCCAAUACUUACUAUGCGCCUUUGGAGCCCGCCAGUAACGGUGAAUUUACAAUACGCAUUCUUCUUGACUGCUCCUCGAUUGAAGUCUUUGGAGGCGAAGGGGAGGUUACACUAUCCGCUCAAAUAUUUCCGAGCGUCAAUGGUGUUGAUGUCCUACUCUUCUCCACAGGAGGAAAUACAGAUGGUGUCACCAUUAAUGCAGAGGUCCUUGGUUCUGCUUUUGAUCCGCCCACUCAAUCAAGUACUGGUAUCAGUGCGAGCUCAACUUUUACCAGUACUGCCACAACCCUAAUUACCGCCACAAGCACCACCACCAGCAUUCUCCCUUCGUCCACAGCUCCCUACGACUUUCGUCCCGUUUACCACUUCGUUCCGGAUGAGAACUGGAUGAAUGAGCCCAACGGACUGAUCAAAAUUGGCUCUACCUGGCACCUUUUCUAUCAACAUAAUCCAACCGGAAACUUUUGGGGCAACUUAAGCUGGGGUCAUGCCACUACCACUGACCUUGUGUCCUGGAAUUAUAAACCAGUUGCAAUCUCGAGUGCAGAUGGCAUACAGGCUUUCACAGGAACUUCAUACUUUGACGUAUCGAAUCUUUCAGGUCUUGGAACAUCAUCAAACCCGCCGUACCUUGCCUUCUUCACCGGCUACUUCCCCUCAAGUGGGGUGCAAGAUCAAAGACUUGCGUAUAGCUUGGACCAGGGAGUGACUUGGACAAAAUACCAAGGCAAUCCGAUUAUACCGCAAAGCCAAGAGGCACCAUAUGAUAUAACCAAAGGUCUAGAAAUAAGGGAUCCAAAGGUAUUCUAUCACGGCCCCACGAGCAGGGGACAAGAUAAAGUUUCAAUCUGGACAUCUCCAGAUGCAAAGUCUUGGACGUGGAGAAGUGACUUUACUGCCAGCAAUAUCGUAGGAUUUCCAGGUGGAAUCAACGGAUGGGAAGUGCCAGACUUUUUCCAACUCCAGAUCGAUGGUACUACGCAAACGAAAUGGGUGUUGAUUGUGACUCCUGCCAGUGGAUCUCCUGCCGGUGGUAAUGGGGUCUUUGCACUUACUGGGUCUUUUAAUGGCUCUGUAUUUUCCGCAGACCCUGUUGACCCAACCACGUUAUGGCUUGAUUACGGCCGUGACUGGGAUGGUGCCAUGAGUUGGGAAAACGUACCUGUUUCAGACGGGCGCAGGAUUCUUGCUGCAGUUAUGAACAGCUACGGCACUAACCCUCCAACCAAUACCUGGAAAGGUAUGCUUUCAUUCCCUCGAACUUUGAAACUCAAGCAGGUCAAUAGCAAAUUGCAAUUCCUCCAACAGCCCGUGGGCGAACUUGAUGCGAUCAGUAACUCAGUUGCGAGUAUCACAAACCAGACCCUUGCACCUGGACAAACGGUUCUCUCCAACGUCCAUUCUAGGUCGUUGGAUAUUAGUAUGACUUUUAUUCCUGCCCCAGGGUCUACACUAUCCCUCUCCGUUCGAAAGGGGGGAUCUCAACAAACCGUAAUUAAAUACGUGCAGUCUAACCAGCAGCUUUCAGUGGAUCGAAAUGCAAGUGGAAACAUCUCAUAUGAUCCUGCCGCUGGCGGUAUCCACACUGCCACUCUCCAGGCUGAUGCAAAUGGGCAAGUGCAAUUACGAGUAUUGGUUGAUGAAUGCUCCCUUGAGGUUUAUGGCGGACAAGGCGAGGUGGUGAUAUCUGAUUUGAUAUUCCCCGAUAUCUCUUCAGACAGCCUCUCUUUGGCUACUAGUGGAGGCAACGUGGUAUUGGAAUCAGUCAACGUGCGAUCGAUUUCACUUUGA
Messenger RNA from Talaromyces proteolyticus, 4176 nucleotides. RefSeq names its product glycosyl hydrolase family protein. Gene Ontology annotation, biological process: sucrose catabolic process. The transcript has 3 exons. The record is from RefSeq and is a predicted model, not a curated record. The coding region runs from base 1 to 4176 and encodes 1391 amino acids. Lineage: Eukaryota; Fungi; Ascomycota; Eurotiomycetes; Eurotiales; Trichocomaceae. Gene Ontology annotation, molecular function: sucrose alpha-glucosidase activity.